GUGAAAAAAUAGGAAAAUGCCGCUCGACCGUAAAUUCACUUCUUUGGCACUGGUAAUAUUCCUUUUCAGCGUUUGUCCUACUCCUAGCACACACGCCUACGAUUGUCAAGUGUUUCUGCAAGACAAGGAAAUCACAAGCACAGAUUGGGCGAGCUUAGAGCCCUGCCUAGGAUUGGCAAAUAGUGAAGACAUAUCUGCUAAUACAAGCGAAAAUAUUUGGCGUCUCAUCAAGAUUGCCUUUGAUGGCGUUGAAAAUGUACCACCAGAGGUGUAUGGUAAAAUUCGUUUAGUGCUUACAGCCAUCACUAACGAAGAGCUGCAUAACAUUAGCAUGGCACGUGUGGAGAUAGUCGAGGCAUUUGGUGGAGUGCAUGCGCUGAAUAGCGGCGACACGAACAAAGGCUUUACCGAUGAACAAAUAAAAUUAAUUGCCAGAAAAGUUCGUACGGAGUGGCUGGGAAAGCGACCGGAAACCUAUUCCGAAUAUGAUCUCGUUUCAAUGGGCGAAAUCGCAUGCCAUCUGAAUGCGAGUGAUAUUUUCAAUAUACAUGCGGAUGCUUUCAAAGCCGCUGCUGAAUCGAUUGGUAGUAUUGAAUCCUGUCCUGAAACUCAACUGCAGGCUUUUGCCAAAUUAGCGUUGCGAAAGGAGGCCUUUGGUGAGGCAAAGGAUUGGUCGAAAAUUGUUGUCAGCUUGGUUGGCAACAUUGUCAACGGCCUAUCGCAGCCCGAUAUGAUAGCUAUCGACGAGAGCAAACUAAAACUUAAUCAGUUCUAUGCUCAAAAAAAGAAAAAAAAGAGUCACAAAGGUCAAAAGAGACAUGUUGAAAAUGGCGAAGAACAAGAAAAGUCGACAAAAAGGAGAACGUCACACUAAUAAGGAUUAACAUCGAUACUAUUAAACUCCAUUACUCAGUACCAGCAUUAUUUAUGAAUCGGUUAAUUAUAAUUUGGUAAUUGUCCACGAUAAUAAGUCAGCAGUUUUCCGAACCGAACUGCAUCAAAAUUGUCAUAUCG
Molecule: messenger RNA, 1014 nt
Organism: Rhagoletis pomonella (apple maggot)
Lineage: Eukaryota; Metazoa; Arthropoda; Insecta; Diptera; Tephritidae
Exons: 4
Coding region: 17-874 (285 amino acids)
Biological process (GO): cell-matrix adhesion
Cellular component (GO): cell surface
Source: RefSeq, a predicted model, not a curated record